AGAGCAGGAGGGAGCGGCCCGGAGGCAGACGCGCAGUGUCCGAGGCCAGCCUGAGUCGGCUAAUCCCCCCAGCUCUGUCCUAGUCCGUCGCGCUCCUCCGCCCCACCAUGGCUAGGGGCCCCGCGCUCGCGCCUCCGCUGCUGGUGCUGCUGAUGGUGGCGGCGGUGACCCGCUUCGCGGCAGCGCAGGGCAACUGCACGUGUCCCACCAACAAGAUGACCAUCUGCGGCCAGGACGGCCCCGGCGGCAAGUGCCAGUGCCGCGCGCUCGGCUCGCGCGCGGUGGUCGACUGCGCCACUCUGACCUCCAAGUGCCUGCUGCUCAAGGCGCGCAUGAGCGCCCCGAAGAACGGCCGCAGCCUGGUGCGGCCCAGCGAGCAAGCGAUCGUGGAUAACGACGGUCUCUACGACCCCGAGUGCGACCCACAGGGCCGGUUCAAGGCGCGGCAGUGCAAUCAGACGUCCGUGUGCUGGUGCGUGAACUCGGUGGGCGUGCGCCGCACCGACAAGGGCGACCUGAGCCUGCGCUGCGACGAGCUGGUGCGAACCCACCACAUCCUCAUCGAGUUGCGCCACCGCCGGACCGACCACGCCUUCAACCACUCGGACCUGGAUGCAGAGCUGCGGCGGCUCUUCCGCGAACGCUACCAGCUGCACCCCAACUUCCUGUCGGCGGUGCACUACGAGGAGCCCACCAUCCAGAUCGAGUUGCGGCAGAACGCAUCCCAGAAGGGACCCGGAGAUGUGGACAUCGCCGACGCCGCCUACUAUUUCGAGAGGGACGUCAAAGGCGAGUCGCUGUUCUUGGGUCGCCACGGCCUGGACGUGCGGGUGCGUGGCGAGCCCCUGCACGUGGAGCGGACGCUCAUCUACUAUCUGGACGAGAAGCCCCCCCAGUUUUCCAUGAAGCGCCUCACCGCCGGCCUCAUCGCCGUCAUCGCGGUGGUCGCGGUGGCCCUAGUGGCCGGCGUGGUCGUCCUGGUGGUCAGCAAUCGGAGGAAGUCAGGGAAGUACAGAAAAGUGGAGAUAAAGGAGCUGGGGGAGAUGAGGAGUGAACCGAACUUGUAGGUGCCGGGCAGGCAGAGCAGGGGUGGGCAAUGUAUUUCUUCGUCCCCCCUAACCAGGGUGUCACCUCAUUGAGUGCUUGGCCAAAAGAAGGUAUUUCUCCUCCCAAUCCUGCCUUCCCCGUCCCUCUCCACAAACAAGUUUGUUGGAUCCCGGGCUCGGCCUUCUAUCUUGAAGGAAGCAUUUCUGAAAUUCUUUUGUCUUUCGGUUCACUCACGAGAAACCUGACCCCGGGAGUUAGGGGAAUGAUGGCGCCGCGUCCUCUGUAAGAAGCAAGUGCCAGACAACCCAGCAACUUGAAUUCCUCUCAAAGGCUUAAAUGGGAAAGCAGCGCAUUUACGGUGUAGGGUUAGGUUACCUGAGGAACUCCAUCCUCAUGGCCUUCCCGGGAAGAAGAGUUUACUAAUUGGGCCUAUGCAGGGCCUUUUUUGCCACCGUUUGUAUGGAAAGAAGCCCUCCCGCUGUGUGAACACGUUUUAGAUAUCUUUGUUGGAGUGCACACUGUCCUAGACGCUAGUCUAUUCCUCUGCUUGCCCUGAGUGCGGCUUAUACUAGUAAUAUUCUCUUUUGUAAAGUGUUUGUACAGAUGUCUUUGAUAAUGCUGCUGUGAUUUUUUAAAAAUUUAAUAAAAUAUGGGAAAGUCACAAACCUAA
Nannospalax galili (Upper Galilee mountains blind mole rat) is the source of this 1717-nucleotide messenger RNA. RefSeq names its product tumor associated calcium signal transducer 2 (gene Tacstd2). Gene Ontology annotation, cellular component: membrane; nucleus. The record is from RefSeq and is a predicted model, not a curated record. Bases 108 to 1067 code for a protein of 319 amino acids. The transcript has a single exon. Lineage: Eukaryota; Metazoa; Chordata; Mammalia; Rodentia; Spalacidae. Gene Ontology annotation, biological process: positive regulation of stem cell differentiation.